Scomber japonicus (chub mackerel) is the source of this 2742-nucleotide messenger RNA. It is a transcript of the gene prkcq, whose product is annotated as protein kinase C, theta. The transcript has 17 exons. Gene Ontology annotation, molecular function: diacylglycerol-dependent serine/threonine kinase activity; ATP binding. Lineage: Eukaryota; Metazoa; Chordata; Actinopteri; Scombriformes; Scombridae. Gene Ontology annotation, biological process: peptidyl-serine phosphorylation; intracellular signal transduction. The record is from RefSeq and is a predicted model, not a curated record. The coding region runs from base 211 to 2370 and encodes 719 amino acids.
CAGCCCAUCUUUCCUCUGGAGGAAAAAGGGCAGUCGGAUCGUACCGCGGUGGAGGAAGGAAGGUAGCCGUGGUGACAGUGACAGUGACAGUGACAUCUCCAAAAUCUGAGAAAUCUCAUCAUUGUGAAUCGACGUCAUCAUCAAAGAGUCUUUCUGGAUUUUGUUUGGAUAUCUGCGCCGGGGCUCGGAGAAGUUGAAAAAGCUGCAGCCAUGUCGCCUUUCCUGAGGAUCGGGUUCUCCCAGUUUGAGAUUGAUCCCGGUUUGGCGUACCAUGAAGAGGUGCUGAACCCGUACUGUGCCGUCCACAUGAAGGAGGCCAUCGACACAGAGAAAGGCCAAGUCUACAAGCAGAAGAAGCCCACCAUGUAUCCUCCGUGGAGCACCACGUUCGACGCCCACGUCCACCGCGGCCGUAUCAUGCACGUGAUGGUGAAGGACCGGACGGCAGAGCUGAAGUCUGAAGCCACGGUUGCUCUGGAUACGCUAGCCACGCGAUGCAAGAAGGAGAACGGCAAGCUGGAGAUCUGGCUGGACCUGAAGCCACAGGGACGCCUGCUGAUGGAGGCCAGAUAUUAUCUAGAGAAAAGUGACGCCACCGGACAGACUGAGGGAGACCAAGAACCUGAGCAGGAGAGGGAGGGUCUGUUUGCUCUCCACCAACGACGCGGUGCCAUCAAACAGGCCAAAGUUCACGUCGUCAAGUGUCAUGAGUUCAGCGCCACGUUCUUCCCUCAGCCGACCUUCUGCUCCGUCUGUAAAGAGUUUGUCUGGGGUCUAAACAAGCAGGGUUACCAGUGCAGACAGUGCAAUGCAGCUAUCCACAAAAAAUGCAUAGACAAAGUUAUUGCCAAAUGCACUGGUUCGGCCAUUAAUAGCAAAGAAACAAUGAUCCACAAAGAACGCUUCAAGAUCGACAUGCCUCACAGGUUCAAAGUCUACAACUACAAAAGCCCCACCUUCUGUGAACACUGUGGGACUCUGCUGUGGGGGUUAGCCAAGCAGGGGCUCAAAUGUGAGGAAUGCAGCAUGAACGUCCACCACAAAUGCCAGAAGAAAGUAGCCAACCUCUGUGGGGUCAACCAAAAACUGAUGGCUGAAGCUUUGGCCAUCAUCGAGAGCAAACAGCAGGCCCGAACCACCAGAGAAAGUGAAAUCAUCGGUCGAGAAGGUCCAGUAGGCGUUGGCCAGCAAGGUGUGGUCCGAGCCCCGUCUGGGUUAAUAAUGGGUUUACCAGCAACAGCUACGCCUGCACCUGCAGGUAAAGAUGUGCAAGGUAUUUCAUGGGACGGACCAACAGGCGUGAGGACGGUCGCUGAAACGUUCGGAGAGGAAGAGCCUCUGUACGCGGUCCCGAGGAAGGAACCCAAAUUUACCAUUGAUGACUUCACACUGCAUAAGAUGCUCGGGAAAGGCAGCUUUGGCAAGGUGUUUUUGGCCGAGUUGAAAAAGAGUGGGAAGUUUUUCGCAGUGAAGGCUUUGAAGAAGGACGUAGUUCUGAUGGACGACGAUGUGGAGUGUACCAUGGUGGAAAGGAGGGUCCUCUCCUUGGCUUGGGAAAACCCCUUCCUCACACACCUUUAUUGCACCUUCCAGACCAAGGAGAAUCUGUUCUUUGUCAUGGAGUAUCUGAAUGGAGGCGAUCUCAUGUUUCACAUCCAGAACUCCCACAAGUUUGACGUGCACAGAUCCACCUUUUAUGCAGCGGAGAUCAUCUGUGGGCUUCAGUUUCUGCACUCCAAAGGAGUCAUUUACAGGGAUCUGAAGCUGGAUAAUGUGCUGUUGGACUCCGAGGGCCAUAUAAAGAUAGCAGACUUUGGCAUGUGUAAGGAGAACAUGCAGCUCGACUUGCGGACCUCCACUUUCUGUGGGACACCUGACUACAUCGCCCCUGAGAUCCUUCUGGGUCAGAAGUACAACAGCUCGGUAGACUGGUGGUCGUUCGGCGUGCUGCUGUACGAGAUGCUGAUCGGUCAGUCUCCGUUCCACGGCCGAGACGAAGAGGAGCUGUUUCAGUCUAUACGCACCGACAACCCCGUUUAUCCCCGCUGGCUGACCAAAGACGCCAGAGACAUCCUGGUCAAGCUGUUUGUUAGAGAGCCUGAGGAACGACUAGGAGUGAAGGGAAACAUCAGGCAGCACAGUUUCUUCAGCAGCAUCGACUGGGACGCCCUGGAACAACGGGAGGGGGUGCCGCCCUUCAGGCCAACCUUAACGUCGCCUAGUGACUGCAGCAACUUCGACAAGGAGUUCAUCAACGAGAAGCCGCGGCUGUCGUGUGCCGACCGGACGCUCAUCAACAGCGUCGACCAGACAAUGUUCAAAAACUUCUCCUUCGUUAACCCGGGAAUGGCUCGCAUCACUGUCCGCUGACCAGCUGACCGACAACCUACUACCUACAGGAAGACAAGCCGCUCAGUCACAACCAGCACUUAAACUGAACAAACUAACUGCAGAGACUUUAAACCGUGAAUGUUGCAACAAAACUCAACUGUAUCUGAUCGUUUUAAUAAUAACCACUAAGGGAGGAGUCCUGGGUGAAACGCACAUACUGUAUAAAGUAAACUGAGAUGGGAUAUUUGGUGCAUGAAUUUUCUGGAUCUCUCCAUUUUUAACUUUUAAAGUAAGUAAAACACACACAAAAAAAAAAAAAAUCAGCCAGAUAACAAAACAAGAAGAAAAAAACCUCUGAGCUAGAGCUGGGCAAUUAAUGGAAAAAUAAUCGAAACUGACAUUUAGAUACUC